Messenger RNA from Branchiostoma floridae (Florida lancelet), 7250 nucleotides. Its product is annotated as proteasome adapter and scaffold protein ECM29-like. The record is from RefSeq and is a predicted model, not a curated record. Gene Ontology annotation, molecular function: molecular adaptor activity. Gene Ontology annotation, biological process: proteasome assembly. Gene Ontology annotation, cellular component: nucleus; cytoplasm. Lineage: Eukaryota; Metazoa; Chordata; Leptocardii; Amphioxiformes; Branchiostomatidae.
AAUUUUGAGUGGAUUAGCCGAGUCUUCAAGAUGGCGGCGCUCGAUGAGCUCGAACAACUGGAGCGUGUGUUCCUGCGGCUCGGCCUGGCGGAGACAGAUGACCAGCUGCAGGCCACGGUGUCCAAGUUCCUGUCGCCUGUGCUGCUCAAGCUGUCCAGUACACAGGAGGGGGUCCGCAAAAAGGUAAUGGAGCUACUGGUGCACUUGAACAAACGACUGAAGAGCCGACCCAAGAUUCAGCUGCCAGUGGAGUCCCUCUUACUGCAGUACCAGGACCCGUCAGCAGUCUCCUUUGUUACUAAUUUUACAAUAAUCUACAUCAAGAUGGGCUACCCCCGGCUGCCCAUGGACAAACAGGUGGACCUGUUACCCUCCCUGCUGCAGUGUCUGGAGGACAAGCCUCAGCCGCAUCAGGAUAGCCUGUUGCAGCUGAUGAUGCCAGUCCUAAACCAUCUGAAGAUGCCAGAGGACCCAGAGCGCAGGAAGGCCAUGUUCAGGCUCAGUGAGAAACCCAAGACUGCACAGAUCAUGCUGGAGUUCAUGAUGGACAUGUUGCUCCUACCCUAUGUGGUAUUACCCCCAGGGGGUGCCCCAGCAGCAGAGGGUGCAGAGGGAGGCAGGCCACAGUCAGCCCCUGCCAACACAUCGGGUGGAACUCCCCCCGGCAUGAGCCAGGCCUCCGUCAAGAGGGUGACAGGAGACAAACAGUGGAAACCUGAGGAACUAGAAGAGGUUAAAGUGGGGAUAAUAAAGUUCUUGGGAGCAGACAUCUUUGCUGAUGAAGAGAUUAUCCCACAUUUACUGGUGGGCAUGUCAGACACAAGACACGGGGUUGCAACUGCUGCUGAUUAUGAGUUCAGGAGGAAACAAAGUGGUAUAGACUGGAACAACACUGCACUAAUCACCAGGCUGUAUAAACUGUUCCUCGGUUAUACCGCUGAGAAGCCUACCAAAAAGGGUGCCCCCACCAUCCGACCGGAGCUGCGGCGAGAACCUGCUGGCACCAGAGUGAGGCUGAAAGUCUUCCCGUAUUACCUACGAUCCCGCGAGGCGGCGGAACACUUCCCAGGCAACCUGCAGAUCAUAUUUGAAUGCCUGUAUGGAGUCCACACCAAUGCCAAACUGAGACAGAUGACCCUGCAAUUCAUACAUUACAUCUGUUCAUGUGCCUCUGAUGCCAAGAUCCAACCGUUAGGUCAGCUGGUCCUAAAUGCACUGCAGAAGCUCAUUGGGGAAGGAAAGGAGGAUGCAAAGUUGCGCAGCCUGGCUUAUGUUGCCAUAGGAAAACUUGCAAACCGUCUGCCUCAUCUGUUCUCCAAGGAUAUCGGCAUGGUGCAGAAGUUCUUUGAUGCUGUCAGUAAGGAGGAUCAGGACACCAGACUAGCUAUCCAGGAGGCCCUGUCCCUCAUGGCUACAGCCUACAAGAACCUGGACGACAGCUCUGCACGGCUCAUGGAGGCUCUCAUCCUCAGCAAUGUGGAGAAGCCGGAAGCCCCAGCCCGUCUGGCCGCGGUUCACUAUGCCAGCACGGUGUUCCCAUCCAAUCACGUCCCAUCAAGAUACGUGCUGCUGCUGGCUUGUGGUGACAGUAAAGAAGAGAUCCAUUCGGAGGCUACCAAGGCCCUUAGAGGCUCUCCCCAGGCUAACAGUCAAGGUGCUCAGGAUGAAGCUGCACCUAAAACCUUACCAGGCUUCAAGGAGAUGGUCACGUACAUCAACGAAAAGGCCACACAGAGAAUGAAGAGCCAAGCUAAGUACUCAGUUGGGGCUAAUGCCAUUCCCUUCAACCCUGGAGCAUUUACAGAGACUGUGCUGUACAUGCGUAGAUGCCUGGCCACAGACUCAGGAGUGGCUAUUCCAGCAGAUGACGACACCCCCUCCCCCGAGGGAGCACCUGCUAUUGCCAAGUAUGUAGAGACCCUACUGGAGGAGUCCGGCAACAGCAACAAGGGUCCGGUGCACCUGUACAUGAACCUGAUCAAACAGCUGCUGACAGCUGUGGGAGGAGCUGGCCCGCUGUACUGCCUGUUGGAGAUUGUGGCCGUGUGUCCCAACAAACUUGCCAAACAGUUCACAGGCAAACUGGACUGGAUCAAGGGUCUAAUGCACCACAGCCGUGAUGAAAUCAGAGAGCACGCCUCCCAGCUGUAUGGACUGGUCGCCUGUACCCUCGGCACUGGCAAGUUCAACAACGCCAUCAAGGAACUUACCAAGAACCUCCACGACCAGUCGCCCGAGGUGCAGCAUGGGUCAGUGCUGGGGCUGGGUUAUGCCAUAGGCCGACAUCUGUACAUCAAAAGGACUCAGGUUACAGUGGAAGAUCUGGAGGAAGAGAAGGACCAUGGAGCAGCCACUGGUAACAUCUCUGACAUGGAAGUGGCAGCAGUCAAGGCUAUAGUUGAGAUGCUGGACAACCCCAGCAGCCUGUUGGCUUCAGCAGCCUGCACUGCCCUGGGGGAGAUCGCCAGGAACGGGCCACUACCACUGCCCACGGGAGGGGUGGGCAAAGGCAAGGGGAAGAACCCCAACCCCUGCACCAAACUGGCCAUUGUGGAUAAACUAGUGGCAAGAGUCAAGUCAAGCAAGGACUCCAAUAAGCUAAAAGAACGUCUGUGCCAGACCCUGGGUUACCUGCCGGUGGGAGACCCUGACUUCCAGCACCAGAGAGCUGUGCUACAGGGCCUGCUGGAGGCUGCUGAGGUAAGAGCACCAGAGCUCCACUUCACCGUGGGUGAGGCGCUGGCGUGUGCGGCCCUGGGCCCCCGGUCUGGAGCAGGCAGGGACAUGUGGACUGAGGAGGAUAAAGAAUACCGCACGGAGGCUGGGGCAGGGAGAGGGAAGGAUGAAAUGGCGUGGAUGGUGGGGAUCGUCUUGGAGAAGUACAGUCGGGACCAGAAGCCUUGGAUCAGACAGUCUGCAGGUAUCUGGCUGCUUUCUCUGGUUAAGAAGGCAGGAGAACACCAAGUUAUACAGGGUCGUCUGAAAGAAAUCCAGAACAUCUUCUUGAACCUACUAUCUGAGCCUGAUGACCUGACCCAGGACGUGGGGUCCAAAGGCCUGGGGCUGGUGUAUGAGCGAGGAGGCAGUGGGCACAGGGAUGAACUGGUGGCACUGCUGGUGGAUACUCUCAUGUCUGGGAGAAGAUCUGCCCAACAUGUGACAGGAGAGACAACAGUGUUCCAGGCUGGAGAACUGGGAAGAACACCUGGCGGGGAGACCAUGUCCACCUAUAAGGAACUGUGUUCACUGGCCAGCGACCUAAACCAGCCUGACCUCAUCUACAAGUUCAUGAACUUGGCCAACCACAAUGCCAUGUGGAACUCCAAGAAGGGAGCUGCGUUUGGCUUCAGCACCAUCGCGCUGCAGGCAGGUGAACAGUUGACCCCAUACCUGCCCAAAAUCAUCCCCCGGCUCUACCGCUACCAGUUCGACCCCAACCCCAACAUUCGCCAGUCCAUGACCAGCAUCUGGAGCGCUCUGGUGCCCGAGACAAGGAAAACUAUUGACAAAUACAUUAAGGAGAUUCUGGACGACCUCCAGACCAACUUGACAAACAGUCAGUGGAGAGUCAGGGAGUCCAGCUGCAUGGCCCUGAAUGACCUCCUGAGAGGCAGACAGUUGGAGGAAGCCAUCAUAGAGGCCUUGCCAGCACUCUGGGAGACUUGCCUUAAAGUUAGGGAUGAUAUAAAGGAAUCUGUGCGGAAUGCUGCUGAGAAAGCCUGCCAAGGACUGAUGAGGACCUCUAUAAAGGUGUGUGACCCGUCGGCUGGUAAGCUGGGUGAGAAGGCAGUGGAGCUGGUCCUGCCGUGUCUGAUGAAGACAGGACUGGGCAGCAGUGUCAAGGAGGUCAGGGCUAUCAGCCUGAUGACGAUUCUGAAGAUCAGUCAGAACGCAGGGAAGUUGCUGAAGCCUCACAUCGCAGUGCUAGUGCCAGCUCUGCUGGAGGCCCUGAGUGGGCUGGAGCCCCAGGCUCUCAACUACCUCAGCUUCCAUGUUGGGGGAGGGGCGUCCCAGGCUGAGAAGCUUGACAGUGCCAGAAUAGCUGCUUCAAAAGCUUCUCCUAUGAUGGAAGUUGCCAACUUGUGUGUGCAGUAUGUGGAUGGUGGUGUGCUGCCAGAUCUUGUUCCCAGGCUGACGGAGCUGAUCCGCAGCGGGGUCGGCGUGGCAACCAAGGCGGGAUGUUCCAAUUUCAUCAUCUCCCUGACUGUGCAGUGUUCACACGAGCUGCAGCCUCAUGCUGGUAAGCUGCUGUCUGCCCUGCUGUCAGGUCUGAAUGACAGGAACACAGCUGUCAGGAAGAACUAUGCUGCUGCUAUAGGUCAUCUUGUCAAGUCUGCCAAGGAUAGCAGUGUGGAAAAAUUAAUAGCAAAACUCAAGACAUGGUACCUGGAGAAAGAAGAGUCCAGCAUUAGACAGGCAUGUGGGCUGACCCUACAGGCCAUAGCCAGGCACAACCCUGACAUCCUGAAGAGACAUGCCACACAGGUGCUGCCGCUAGCUUUCCUGGCCAUGCACGAAAAAAGGGACAAAGAUACGGGUGGAGAGACAGAACAGGGCCAGUCAGUCUGGGAAGAAGUGUGGCUAGACUCCAUACCAGGUACGGAGAGUGGUAUAAAGUUAUACCUGAAGGAGAUAAUAGAGUUAGUUCGGCCUGCCCUGGAUGCGCAGUCCUGGCACACCAAGGCCCAGGCAGCCAGCGCCAUGAACACCGUGGCCACCAAACUGGGGCCCAACCUGGGCCCUCCCCACCUGGGCACCAUGCUGAAGGCACUGGUGGGGGGGCUGGCGGGUAGGACAUGGAAGGGGAAGGAGGAACUACUCAAAGCAAUAACGUCUGUCUGCAUACAGUGCAAAACUUCUCUAGCAAAUCCACAAGAAGGAACAACAAACCAACCCUCAGUUGAAGAGGUUGUUGAGGCUGUGUUAAAGGAAAGCAGGAAGGAAAAGUUGGAGUAUAAGAAAGAGGCCAUCAGAUGCCUGUCAGCCACCCUGGAGACCUACAGCCUGGAUAGAUUCAAACAGAUUAGUGAUAUCUUGUUCCCACUCCUCAGAAAGAGCACAGAUGGAAAUGGGAACAAAGAAGCUGAUGAAGAUGAGAUAGAGAAACACAGUCCUGGACUGAUGGAGGACUUCCUCAUCACUUCUUAUGAAGGACUGGGCAAGGCUUGGCCACAAGAAAAACAAACACAAGCGGAGUACCAAGAGCAGUUUGGAGCUCUCCUGUGUACAGCCCUGACCAGCAGUACAUGGAAGGUGCAGUGUGCUGUACUCAAGGCAACGGCAUGUUACAUAGAUAGAUUGUGGAUGCUACAAGAUGGUGUUACAUUAACCAAUGAGGACACAACAACCCUCAGCAAGUUUGUGGAACAACUCAUACCCCCUCUGUGCCAAUGUCUAGAAAACACAAAGUACACCACCAUCAGAUUAGAGGCCAGUAGUGUUGCUUCUAAGCUGCUAAAAACAUUGUCUGGUCCAGACAAGGAUUCCAUAUUGCCUCCCGACUCUCUCAGCUGCUUGCAGAAGUCUGCAGAAAAACUGGGGAAGGACUCAGUCCCCGAGCUGCAGGACAGGGCUGCAGAGAUGAAGAGAUUACUGCAGCCCUCCUCCUGAGCUUUCAGGCUCAUUUUAGGACGACAUUCGUCCCUCUUUUUUUCUUACUGUGCUCAUUUGUAGAUUUUUUUAUCCCUUGGUUUAAUAUAUGAUGAUAUUAUAACUAGAGUAAUGGGAGGUUGGUACGCAUAACCAUGCCAAGCACCCUGCCCUCCCUUGAAAUAGGAUUCUACUGUAUGUGCAAAAUGAUACUACAAAAGCUAAAUCAAUUGCAGUUCACUUAAAGAGUUCACAAAUAUAUUACCAGUGACACAGUAGUAGGCAUUUUAAGUGCAUGUCGAUGGUAAACAAUGUAGAUAGAGUUUAAUUCAUAGUUUGAAGUUGUGAUAACAAAUGGCCGUCCUAAGCUUAUCACAAGUUCUAGACUUCUGCCUUGCCCUCUCAAUAUGAGAAGCAUGUAUGUUGGCUAUUCAGUCAAACAGUGAUGUUGAAAUACAGGAAAUUUUUUUCCUAGCUGAAAAUCUUAUUGUGAUUCUUAUUCAUUACUUCAUAAAAAAAACAGGAUUUGGUCUGUGUGUAAUGUUGUGUUACACCUAAUUUCACAGUAGCUUAGCAUUUUACUUUCAUCCUUUACCAUUUAAGUUCAAAUUGAGCACACUAGAGUUGUUCAACACAUUUGCUUUGUGUAAGCAACCAAAAGCAUUUUGAAGAAAAUUUUUCAAGUGCAAUACUGUCUAUGCAGGCCAGAUAGAUGCUUCCUGUAUGUAUGUUAUGAUGCUAUCAUUGCACUGUAUACAUGUAGCUAUGUUGUAUUUCAAUUGUCAUGUACACACAUGUUGUGUUAUCAUUGCUUAUAUUACACAUUGGUACAUGUAUUAACAAUGAUUGGCAAAGAAACAAUUUUAACUAUCACAAAAUUGUGAUAGAAUAAUCCAACUUAGUGGAGGGAAUAAAAUGUUAAAGGCUUUGAUGUAAUAUAAACAAUUCACCAAAUGUUUUAAAGACUAGCCCUGCAAACAGUGGUGGGCAUGAUUUUGAUGCAUCCCUAAGGGAGAGCUAUAUUUCGUUGUGACAAAUGGAUUUUGCUUCUGCUGUCUUCCAUUGACAAAGACUAGAUCGGCCUGACAAAAGAUACUGUAGAAUUCUGUCUUAGAGCUGCUACAGUUAUACUGAAGAACCUACACCUCCUUUACAUUUGUCAAACAUCUAAGAUAUCCUCCAAGAAGAUUAUGAUGGAACCUGAAGUACAAUUGCUCUCUUUGGCAUUCCUAGAAGCCAGGGUCUCCUUCAAUGCUUUAAAGUUAACAUUUCGUUGGUAAGUGUGGUAGUUUGAUUUGAACUCGUAGCCCUUCUAAUAAGAGGGAAGAAAUAUGAUUAAAGAAAUGAAUUUGAUUUUGGGUAGAUUCUUCUAGAUAAUUGGCUUUGUGCUGUUUUGCCAUUGUAGAUAGAUUUUAAGAUGCUUUCAUUACAAGUAAGGCAUGCUAUUGUUGCCACAAAGGAAAGACUUGUUGAUGAACUUGUAUGACCCUGUUGUAAAACAGGGCUGAAGAUUUGCCUGAGUUGAUUGCAUGAAGUUUGACAUGUACACCUAGCAACUUGUUGAUACAGUGUCACUGUACUGAGAAGAUAUAUAGAUAACAACUAUUGCUGCAACUGUGCACUGAGGACAUAUUACCAAUAAAGAAAUUGAAUUUUACACA